This is a messenger RNA of Fibroporia radiculosa, 870 nucleotides long. RefSeq lists its product as uncharacterized. The transcript has 9 exons. Gene Ontology annotation, cellular component: endoplasmic reticulum-Golgi intermediate compartment; extracellular exosome. The coding region runs from base 1 to 870 and encodes 289 amino acids. The record is from RefSeq and is a predicted model, not a curated record. NCBI's taxonomy places the organism in Eukaryota, Fungi, Basidiomycota, Agaricomycetes, Polyporales, Fibroporiaceae. Gene Ontology annotation, molecular function: calcium ion binding.
AUGUAUCUUUUGUCUACUCUCACAUUCUGCCUAUACCUCCGCCUCGCCGUAGCGCACGGUGAUCAUGACGCCCCUGCCUCGGGCGAGUCAAUUCAACAAUAUGCAGAGCGACACAUGGCCAAGGAGCAUCACAUUGAUUCGUUUGAUGCGUCCAGCUUCUUCCAGCUUCACGAUUUGAACCGAGACGGUGUUUGGGACCGCGAGGAGAUUGAGGCGAUCUAUGGCGUCCACCACGUCUAUUCGCAGAAGAAAUCCAAGGACGACAUUGAACACCAAAAGAAAGCCGAUCACAUUGUAAAUACUGUUCUUGGUCGAUUGGACAAGGACAAAGACGGCAAAGUGACACUGGAAGAAUUUUUGAGUGUUGGGCUUGAUGGUCUGCCAAACUUUGAUGACUUGGGUGCUGAGGGACAUCACUACGACGUGGAGAGCGAGUUCUUCCUCCAUCACGAAGAGGAGUUCCACUCUACGCCUGAGACGCAGACAGAUGAAUCGUACGUUCAUCCUGAGGACAUUGAGCAUUUCGCCCAGCACGAAGCAAUCGAACGCCAGGAGGCCGAGCGUGAAGCUCGCUUUCAGGGUAUCUCCGUCGAUGAAGCGCUCGCUCAGCAUGAGCCACAUGACAACGCACAGGCCCCAGUCAAGGCGCCAGACCAACAACAGGCAGAUACAACGUCUCCCUCUGCUCCACGUGUGACGCGGAGCAAGCCUGAGAUUGACGACCCCGUAGCGCGCUACUCGAGUAUCAAAGCAGAGGGUCAAUGGGGUGAGGGUGAUGCCGGAUACACGCCGCCAAAGCUGCCGUCGGAUAGGCUCAAGAAGAACUUGCCGUAUAAGUACAAAUUUCGGAGAACCUGGGGCGAUUUCUGA